GUGGAAUUCCAAUGUCCAUAGGUUACUACAACUCCGUACUCCGUACUCCAGUUGGCAAAUUUAAUCAACCGCCGACUGUCACCGCCCGCCGCGGGACCCAAUGAACCAAUUCAUUAGCCCCCCUGGUUCCAAUUUCCACCAGUCUCCAGCUUGAGGUCCUGUCCUUUGAUUAUUCUUGAUUGUAUCCGCCUUGAGGCUACCUGUGUCUCCCUAGAACUAUUUCCCGGGAGGGUAGCCCUUUCUCUCAGAGAGAAAUUGGCUUCGAAUCUUUCCUUGUUUCGGUCAUUUGUAUGUUGCACCGCUGCCGUUUUACGCCAUGGCUAGUGUUCCAAGUCGCCAGGCGCCUAUUGUUAUGGUCAUAGACUUCCAUCAUGCAAGGGGCCCCGAAAUCGAACUGUGCUUUGGAGAAGAUGGAACCGAUCCCGCGGCGGAGAAUGACUGGAGUUUGUUGCCAUUCAUGGCGUUAUCAGACGGGGCGCAUAUGUCGACCGAGGAGUUUUCUUAUUUUACACUCCGCCGAAAGGAGACCGCCACGGAACCUGCAACUUCCCUUUUUGGCAUAUCUUGUGCGAGACAAAUCGAUUCGAACUUGCUCCUAUACCGACCGUCUGAUGUGACGAGAUCCACAGUACAGAAGGCAGUUGUUGUCAUCACAGAUAGCCCUCGGAGCCUGGGGCAGCUGAGAGAAAAACUGUCCAUUGUAACAUCUGCUUGGUUUGCGCAGCGGGACUUCUCCGAUAUCGAUAUUCUGAAGAAAUUUCGAGAGAGCCUAGUCAUCAAUUUGAAUAAGGAUGAGACUUCCAAGGACCAAAACCUUGGACUGUCUCUGCGGGAAAUGAUCCAUGAGUUUAAGUAUCAAACUCUGGUCUUGUUCAAAGCUUUACUCCUGCAGCCCAAGAUGCUUUUCUUUGGCUCAAGAUGCGAGCGUCUAUGCAUGAUACAAUUCUCCCUCGUUUCGUUGAUACCUGGCCUCAUAAACUACCUCCAAGACUGUGCAGACCCAAAAUUCGAGAGCUAUACGAAGACUGUUGAGAAGCCUACUACACUGAAGACAAGCGACAGAAGUUCUUUGCUGGCGUAUAUGGGAUUACCGCUACAAAUCUUUGGCAAGGGGAGCAUGUUCGGACCUUACACACCUCUGCAGCAGCUGGAUCUGCUAGCGGAUGACGGCACGAAGUCAUAUGUAGUGGGCUCUACAAAUUCGAUACUUUUACAACAGAAAGAUCGUUAUAGUGACAUCUUAAUCAACCUUGACGAGGACACCAUCAAUAUCACGUCCCCCUCUCUACGAAAUGCACUGGCACUAUCUGUUGCAGACAGACGCUGGAUCGAUCUUCUUACCCAGAUUAUCAACGAUACGUGGGACGAGGCGCAUCCGGAACAACCUAAGACCCAUGGGUAUAUUGGCUCCGAGGAAUUCAUCAGGUUACAGUUUGAAGAGUACCUGCUCGCAUUGCUUUCGUGCAUGAAAUAUCAUAUGGAGCUUAAUUCCUUCAAUGCGGGUGACCCAGGCCGGAGGAGCAGGGAGCAAUUGGAAGCGUUCAACAUAGAAGGCGACCCUGCGCUGGAAUUCAACGCCGAAUUUCUGGCACAGUGGCAAAACACUUCUAAUUAUGCGCUUUUCAAACGCUUGACCUCUGAUGCACUGUUGUACUCCAUCGUUGAGCCUCGUCACCCUUGUGCCGGAGGCCUCACCAUGGACGAUGUUCAGCGUCGGUUAUCGCAACAAGUCGCGGAUCUUCAUCUGGAUGAACGGGUACGGGAAAGCCGCGAGGCACUCAAUAGGCAUAUCAGCACUGGCCAAAGGAAAGUAACCACCGCAUUCAACAACUUCUGGGCUGAUAUCGAAACGAUGCGGGAAGCACAGCGGAAAAGAAACGAAGAGAAAGCUCCUCAGUCACAAAGGUCCUCAAUUGACAAGGGCACUUCCCCCCCAUUUUCACCGUCUGAUACAGCAUCUGUACAUUCAACUAGUGGUUCCUCUUGGUUCGGUGGCCGUAAAGCUCCUUCCGUGGACAUUGCUCAAGCACAGGCAUCCGUGAGUGCCGCUGGCCAAAGGGCAGGGGCGUAUUUGAACUCAUGGAGUACCUGGGCUAGCGAAAAGCGAAGGGAAUGGCAGGACAAAAAUAAAACCCCAUCCUCUCCAUCUUCAGUUACCUCACCAUCGACCCCGACAUUGGCGGGUACCGCAGAGCAGAGCGACCCGCCAGAAAGGGGUAGACGGUCAAUGCAGGCAAGCCGCAGCGAAGACUCCAUUACUUUGUCGCGCAGUGGAAGCAGAAGGAAGAGAUGGAGCAAUAUUUUCCUGAGGCGGGAUAGCGGCGAGUAUGGCUCACCUAACCGGAAGGAUGAUGGUGACGGUAGUGAAUUUGAUACUGCCAAUCCACGCUCACAGCUAUCAAACGAGGUCCCUGUUCAUGACGACUUGUCGCAACCAGCCGAGGAGCCAUCUAAAGAGGUGGAGGCCUUGGCAGAAGCUCAGGUCAGCGGCGGCACAACCGAAAACCACACGAAUACUACCACCACUACCGAGGCACUGGCUGAGCAGCCCAAGCCUUCCGUUAAGCCUCAGAUCACCAUCGAUGAAAAGGAUACCAUAGCAGAAGAGCCAGCAUCUACUGAGUGCAGGAAUCAAACCGAAGCACACAGCACAGCAGAACAGGCUCCACACAGUUAAUAAUCCAUCAACAAACGACAGGAACAUGAUCGCAUGAAUCUUAUUUUUUUCUUUCAUUUUGAUCCUUUAUAUAAACUCGACCUAAUUAUAUUUCCCCCAUGCAUAAUACAUACAAAAACAAACUUCUUGCAUGUCAUUUACUCAGCAUCAUCACUUAUGGUUCGAAGCUUUGAUACCCGGGAAAGGACAGAGCUUGUAUUAUUGCUACCUUUUGUUACUCUUCAACAUAUAUCAUAUUUUCCUUUUUAAUUUCCGAAAAUGGAUAUACGAUGUUCCUUGAUACGAUUUCCUUUCCAAAUGUCAACUAAACUAUCCUGCAUCUUCUGAAUGCAUAAGCGGUUGGAUAUGAUGAGUCAAGAUAUCUUAUGCAUACUAACACCAUUAUAGAGCACGAACAUUUAUUCUUGUUACCGAAAGAUAUAUUUUUAUUUAUUCAAUUUUGAAUUACUGAACAUAAGGAGCA
Molecule: messenger RNA, 3140 nt
Organism: Aspergillus pseudotamarii
Lineage: Eukaryota; Fungi; Ascomycota; Eurotiomycetes; Eurotiales; Aspergillaceae
Product: putative Avl9 protein
Exons: 10
Coding region: 317-2677 (786 amino acids)
Cellular component (GO): cytoplasm
Source: RefSeq, a predicted model, not a curated record